AGCGGCUUUCCUAAGAGUUUUUCUGACCCAGAUCAGUUUGGCAGAGGAGCAGUUGUUUGUGUCACUUUGUUGGCCGAUCUCGGGGAAAGGUGACGGGUGGGGUAGUAAUCUUUUGACGCGUAUAGUCAGAAUGAUGUGUUUGAUUGUAGGCCGAGAUUUAUGUAGCUGCUUUUUUUCUUUCUUUCUUUUUUCCCCACGUUCAACUGUGGUGUUAAUUUGAGAUUUAUGAAUAUGCCAAAUCCUUGAAGGACAUUUAUUCAAAAGUUACAAUUAGCUGGUAUGUGGGCACAUUCGAUGACAGUUCAAGAUUACCAGGAUCUCAUAGAUAGAGGAUGGCGAAGAAGUGGAAAAUAUGUCUACAAACCCAUCAUGAAUCAAACAUGUUGUCCUCAAUAUACAAUAAGAUGCCAAGCUUUGCAUUUUCAGACCUCCAAAUCUCACAAGAAAGUUCUGAAAAAAAUGCUGAAAUUUAUUUCUAAAGGAGAUAUUUCAAAAGUGAUGGGUGGAGAAGAGCCCAUGGAUUCCCAUAUAGAGGAGGUUGUCGCGUGCAGUCAUGAAUACAGAAGUGAAUCUCACGUCAGUCAGGCUGAAUUGACUCCCUUGAGCGUGGACCACGCAGAGGGAGUGGAGGCCGAAGACAAGGACAAAGAACAAAUGAAAGAAGAGGUGAAUGUGAAGAAAAUGGAAUCAGGUUCUCUUCAGAUCCACGUAGCUAAAGACACACCAGUCCCUGGAGAACCAUCACAUUCGACUAAAAUUGUUCAUGCCUUGCCCAAGCCAGGUAAAGGGGCUGAUUUGAGCAAGCCACCCUGUCGAAAAGCAAAGGACAUACGGAAAGAAAGAAAACUGCAAAAACUCCUUCAGAACCAGAUGUGCACGUAUGAAGGCUCUCCACUUCAAGCAGGGGAUCAGGUUUUACUCUUGCAAAGCUCUAAAUCUAAAACGAAUCAACCUAAGACUGUGGAAGACUUCAUUUUUGUCUCUUUACCUGAUGAUGCAGCACACAAGUUAGAGGUGAGGGUGGUGAGAUCAUCUCCACCAAGUUCACAGUUCAAAGCCACAUUUCAGGAGUCUUACCAGGUCUAUAAACGUUACCAGAUGGUUAUUCACAAGGACCCACCUGAUAAACCAACUAUAAAUCAGGUGAGGUUAGUACCCGUCUCCUUUGAGGACCCACAGUUCAAAUCAUCCUUCAGCCAAUCAGCUGCUUUAUUUGCCAAGUAUCAGAUGGCUAUACACAAGGAUACACCUUCUGACUGUGGCGAAAAUGAGUUCACACGAUUCCUCUGCGAUUCUCCGCUUGAGGCAGAAAAUCUACCAAAUGGACCAGAUUGUGGCUAUGGUUCUUUUCACCAGCAGUAUUGGCUAGAUGGGAAGAUAAUUGCUGUAGGUGUAAUCGACAUCCUUCCCUACUGCGUGUCCUCUGUGUAUCUGUACUAUGAUCCAGACUACUCUUUCUUAUCUUUGGGAGUCUACUCGGCAUUACGAGAAAUUGCUUUUACUAGGCAACUCCAUGAAAAAGCUCCUGAUCUCCGUUUUUAUUAUAUGGGUUUCUACAUUCAUUCAUGCCCCAAAAUGAGAUACAAGCUUGUUAUCAACAUCUGCCAGCCAAAGCCAAGAGAAUAUUAACUCUGCAGCAAACCAACUGGUGAAUUGGAAAAUGCUACCUCUGUAAUCUAAAUCUUCUUAAAGAAUAUCCACAUCACCAUCUUGAAUCAUGAGUUCCGAUUACUUGCUCUACUCUUUGGUAAAUAUUAAAAGAUUUGAGAUGAUUCAUUCAUAUUGAGACACUGCAGAUUAACAUCCCUUGUCUAUUCUACAGCCUGUGUAGUUCAAGACUUGUAAAGAGAAUGCAUUCAAUUUACCAGGGCUCUUCAGUACGAAAAGAAAUUAACCUAACUGUAAUGAAAAAAUAUCCCAGUUCUUUAAGAUAUCAUUGCUAAGAAACUUUUGGUUCAGCCAUUUGUUUUAAUAAACUUUGUGUCCUUGAAUUAAACAAAGCUCAUACAUGAGUUAACGUAUUACAGUAGCUAGGAGGCUGUUAAGAUGUGGAGAUUAAAUGCUAUGAAUAUGGAACUUAACUUCAGUAGUCAUUUAUAUUCCUUAUCACAAUGUAGUAUCUCUUCUAUUGAGACUGUACUAUUGUUUGAAAAUCGUGUCACAAAUACAAUUUUGAAGAGAUGCUUCUAAUUUCCACACUCUACUCAUGGAAUUUGAAUGAGGUAUAGUGGGGUUAAUUAAAACUUUUUUGCACGUUCUAAUUCCUUAAACUUGUUCUUCUGCCCUUGCUUAUACCUGAUGCUGCUCUGACAUCACUGUGAUCAGUAUAAUACACAGUUUUCUGGAAACCUGUCCACAUCAACGUACUUAAAUAAUUCAAUAUGGCCCAGUAUGGAGAUAAUUCUAGCAGAGGUGGAGGAAAGGGAGAGGAAAGAAACCGACAUGUACUUAUUCAGAACACAUAAAAUAGCAGGUGAGGGAGUGCUCUCUGUUGGGAGAAUAAUUUUAUUAAAUGUGUUGC
Struthio camelus australis is the source of this 2521-nucleotide messenger RNA. Lineage: Eukaryota; Metazoa; Chordata; Aves; Struthioniformes; Struthionidae. The record is from RefSeq and is a predicted model, not a curated record.